CCUCCCUCGAGGCUUUUCUUCCGAGCCGCUCGGCCACGGUAGAGCUAGGUGUCCCGCCGUCGCCGCCGCUGUCGCCGCCGCCCCGCGACGCCCACUACCGCUCCUGGGCCUGCAGCCGCCGCUGCCGCCUGUGUCGCCGCCACGGGACUGGCUGUAUGAUUAGGCCACAAUUUUUCAUGAGUAAACAUAUUCCUUUCUGUGGUGUUCUUGGUCACGCAUUUAUGGAGUUUCUGAAGGGCCCUGGAGAUUACUGCCAGGCACAGCACGACCUUUAUGAGGACAAGUGAACUGUAGGAAGACAUUACCACUCCGGCAGGAAGCCCUAGUGGAAGCGAGUAACCUGGACACAGAAGUGCUGAAGUCAUCUGAGCAUUUUACAAGAGUUCUGACUGGAUGGGGUAAACCUCCGUGCACUUCCUUUCUAUUGACUCCGUUUUAAGGACUUGAAGAGCUGCUGUGGCUUGUUAGGAGGUUCCUUUCGUUUCCUGUCACUCCCAACUUCAUAUUCUGAGCGCUGAGAAUUUCAUCUGGAGUACGUUGGAGUAGACUUCAGUUUCCUGACACCAUUACUGUAUUCAAAAAAUUUUAAUUUUUUCCGUGACUUUUGAAAAACUAGAUUAACAUGGCUCCAAUGAAUCGCCCAGCUCCUGUGGAAGUCACAUACAGGAACAUGAGAUUUCUUAUUACACACAACCCAACCAGUGCAACCUUAAACAGAUUUAUAGAGGAACUUAAGAAAUACGGAGUUACAACAAUAGUGAGAGUGUGUGAAGCAACUUAUGACACUGCUCUUAUGGAGAAAGAAGGAAUCCAGGUUCUAGAUUGGCCUUUUGAUGAUGGUUCCUCACCAUCCAACCAGAUUGUUGAUGACUGGUUAAGUCUUGUAAACAUUAAAUUUCGUGAAGAACCUGGUUGUUGUAUUGCCGUUCACUGUGUUGCAGGUCUUGGGCGAACUCCAGUGCUUGUCGCCUUAGCAUUAAUUGAAAGUGGAAUGAAAAAUGAAGAUGCAGUACAGUUUAUAAGACAAAAGCGGCGCGGAGCUUUUAACAGCAAGCAACUUUUAUAUUUGGAGAAAUAUCGUUCUAAAAUGCGGCUGCGCUUCAAAGACUCCAAUGGUCACAGAAACAACUGUUGCGUUCAAUAAAACUUGGCUGGCUGAUGCCAUUGCCUUGAAAGUGAAGCUUGAGACAGGACUUAAUUUAUCGUACAUGUUAGUCAUCAUAUAGGCUUAGUGAAUAUAAGUCUAAUGAAGCUUCCAUAGGAAAAUUGAAAAGCCACAAGCUUGACAAAAUUGCAACCUCUGUUUUUCUUACUACUAUCCCAUGCCAGAAACAAUAUAUAAGAAAUUUAGUGAGAUAUGAGGUACCAAGAUACCCAGCACAAUACUUGUAUAUUUUUAGUUAUACAGAAUUAAAAUCCCAGGAACUCUAAGCACUCUAGACCUUAUGUGAUUUAUUCCUUCAGUUAUUUCAGCAUUGCAAGUAGGGUCUAUAUAGUUAUUUGCUUGCUUCUUUAUGCUUACCACCUCAUUGUGUAUGGGUAUACAUCAGAUUUGUGCAACAAUUGAUUUUGUUCAAUUAUUA
This is a messenger RNA of Ictidomys tridecemlineatus (thirteen-lined ground squirrel), 1583 nucleotides long. NCBI's taxonomy places the organism in Eukaryota, Metazoa, Chordata, Mammalia, Rodentia, Sciuridae. The record is from RefSeq and is a predicted model, not a curated record.